GUUAAACGAACGUCGAAAUUCUAAUAGCAUUUAUUUAUAUUUAUUUAAAGAAUCAUCAACACACAUAUAGAUAUUGUGUUGUGGGAGGAUGUUUACUUUACAAAUCUGUAUACACAUUGGCUGAUGAGAUACCCUGUUAAGCCCAAUAAUUCACAUAUGUUGAGUGCCCUGUUGCUCUGUUAUCAAAUUGUACUUGCAAGGCAAAAUUAAAUUGAGCUGAAGGAUGCAUGAAUAAGUCUAACAGAUGGCCUGUGUAUGUAUGUGAUAAUAAAAUCAAAAUAGCAUAUUAGACAUCUGUAGAGAACAAAACGGUUAACUUCUCACAGUUGCCUAGCAUUUUCUGUAUCAAUGCCCUGUAAUAUAUUGCUCGGCAAGUUAUUGAUUGUUAUUCAAAACCUUUAACAGUGAUGUUUCCUCAGCUACUGCUAACUUUGUCCUCUAUCUUCGUGGUGUCUGAAAGGCAUACAAAUUAUUUUGGUGGGGAAACUUCCAGCUUGAAAUAGCAAAAAUGGAUAAAGGCUGCCCUUUCAAAUCUCCCUGCCAGCAGGAACAUAAAAAAUCCCAUUCAGGUUGUAGUGAUGACAAUCGUAUUCCUCUGUCCAUUCCUGCUUCCCCCUUCAUGAAGAAGCUGGGCUAUGGCACUGGUGUCAAUGUUUAUCUCAUGAAAAGAUCCCCCACAGGCAAAUCAAAUUCUCCAUGGGCUGUGAAAAAGAUUAAUACCAAGUGUAAUGUGAAGCAGAAAAGUGUUUACCUGGAGAGACUUCAGAUAGAGGCCAAACGCUUAAAAGAUCUUGAACAUCCUAACAUUGUUGGAUAUCGAGCUUUUAUGAAAGCCAAUGAUGGAACACCAUGUCUGGCUAUGGAGUUUGGAGGAGAGAAGUCUCUGUAUGAUCUGAUAGAAGAAAGAAGUGAAAAUGGGAAAGCACCUUUUCCUGCUUCUACCAUCUUUAAAGUAGCUUUGCAUGUGGCUUAUGGAUUGAAGUACCUGCACAAUGAGAAGAAAUUGCUACAUGGAGAUAUUAAAUCUUGCAAUAUAGUAAUUAAGGAAGACUUUGAGACCAUUAAGAUCUGUGAUGUAGGUGUUUCGCUCGAAUUGGACGAAAACAUGCAAGUGAGUGAUCCAAAUGUAACAUACAUUGGGACUGAACCAUGGAAGCCAAGAGAGGCUCUGGAAGAAAAUGGUCUAAUUACAGACAAAUCAGACAUCUUUGCCUAUGGCCUUACAUUGUGGGAAAUGAUGACCCUUUCUAUGCCUCAUGUAAAUAUUUCUGAUGACUCUUUUGAUGACGAUAGUUUUGAUGAGGAUACUUAUUAUGCAGCUUUGGGUACUCGACCUGCACUCAACAUGGAGGAGCUAGAUGAUUCAUACAAGGAGGUUAUUGAACUGUUCCUGGUCUGCACAAAUGAAGAUCCUCAAAAACGUCCCUCAGCUGCACAGAUAGUGGAAGCAUUGGAGGCAACGAUCAAAAAGAAAUAAUUAAGUGCUUUUCUCACUUGUUUUGCCAAUUUAAUCCUCCAGAUUUAAAGCCUGUUACUUGCUAUUCAUUCCCUUGAUGUAAUUUUAAUCUUUAUUUCUAACUAUUUAUCUUGCUGUAAUAAAUUCCUUGUUUACUAUCACAAUAAAAUCUCAAUUAUCCAUAUA
This is a messenger RNA of Amblyraja radiata (thorny skate), 1642 nucleotides long. RefSeq names its product PDZ binding kinase (gene pbk). Gene Ontology annotation, molecular function: ATP binding; protein serine/threonine kinase activity. Bases 509 to 1477 code for a protein of 322 amino acids. The record is from RefSeq and is a predicted model, not a curated record. Gene Ontology annotation, biological process: peptidyl-serine phosphorylation. Lineage: Eukaryota; Metazoa; Chordata; Chondrichthyes; Rajiformes; Rajidae. The transcript is spliced from 7 exons.